AAAGAUCGAAGCGAAAGGGCAACGAAGAGGCUCUCCGGCGGUGGCGAUGGCGGCGGAGAAGACAUCGCCAGCUGGGAAUCUCGGUCUCCAGCUCAAGCAAGUGACGCUGCUUCCCUUCGAGCAGCCAUCUCGUUUGCAGAAGCCAAUCGAAGCUACGGAGAACUCACUCCCUUUGGGCCCCGAUGCCGAGGAUGGGGAUUGCAUCCUCAGCCAAGAUUUCUUCUGCACACCUGAUUAUAUAACGCCGGAUGGGCAGCAGAUUUUGAGCGAUUUCGAGUUCAAUAAGGAGCAUUUGGCUUGCCCCAAAUCACCUGAGAAAUCGAUCAGGACUAAAAGGCACAGGAAAGAGAACUCCCCUUGCAAAACUCUGGCUCCCAGCCUGUUAUGCCCACAGCAGACUAUAGAACUUCAGAAUGGUCUUCUUGGCUCAGAUACAACUGAGGAAGCCAAUUCAUCAAGAUAUGAAAAACCAAAAAAGCCAAACUAUGUUUCUCAAUCUGCGGUUGCUCUGCGCUGUCGGGUGAUGCCUCCUCCAUGUGUGAAAAACCCAUAUCUGAAACCUACUUUAGCAAAUGACCUUGAACUUUUUGGGGACAGAAGAUCAAAAUUGGCAGAAUUUCCUAUUGGUUUUACUGGAGGUUUUUCUCCAACAAUUGGUGGAGAUGGACUUUCACGGUAUCGAACUGAUUUCCAUGAGAUUGAGCAAAUUGGAUUAGGAAACUUCAGUCGAGUCUUCAAAGUUUUAAAGAGAAUAGAUGGCUGCUUGUAUGCUGUAAAGCGUAACACACACCCCUUUCACAAUGACAUGGAAAGGAUGCGUGCAUUAAUGGAGGUUCAAGCUUUGGCAGCAUUAGGGUCCCAUGAAAAUAUAGUCGGAUAUUACACUUCCUGGUUCGAAAAUGAUCAACUUUACAUUCAAAUGGAACUUUGCGAUCAGAGCUUAUAUAUUAACGGAGGUUAUGUGCCCAGAGGUGCAGAAGUCCUGCAAGCAUUGUAUCAGAUAGCUAAAGCACUGCAAUUUAUUCAUGAACAUGGCAUAGCUCACAUGGAUGUAAAGCCGGAGAAUAUUUAUAUAAAGAAUGGCAUCUAUAAACUAGGUGAUUUUGGUUGUGCAACUCUUAUGGAUAGGAGUUUGCGCAUUGAAGAUGGUGAUUCAAGGUACAUGCCCUUGGAGAUGCUUAAUGACAAAUAUGAGCACCUAGACAAAGUUGAUAUUUUCUCCUUGGGUGCAACAAUCUACGAGCUCGUCAAAGGUUCCCCAUUGCCAGAUUCCGGUCCUCAAUUCUCUAAUCUCAGGGAGGGCAAGAUCUCAUUGCUUCCCGGAUAUUCUUUGCAGUUUCAAAUCUUACUGAAGGCUAUGAUGGAUCCUGACCCGGAAAGGCGGCCGUCGGCGAAGGAAAUCAUCGAAAAUUCAAUAUUUGAGAAAACAUGCAGGAACACAAACUGACACACUUCAUUCUGGAGGAAUACAAGUUAACAGAGAUAAUGCUCAAGUUUGAGGGACUUUUACUUUUGACAACCUGCAUCUCAGAAGAGACUCUCAAAGUGCAUUCUUGAAUCCAUUUUGUAGCAAAUAUCAGGAUUCUCUUGUGCCCAAUUUUGUAAAGUCUAAUACCCAUGCAGGCUUGUUUGAACUAUAAACAAAACAGUAUCUAAAGUUUCUGAUG
Dioscorea cayenensis subsp. rotundata (Guinea yam) is the source of this 1667-nucleotide messenger RNA. Its product is annotated as wee1-like protein kinase. Gene Ontology annotation, molecular function: protein kinase activity; ATP binding. Lineage: Eukaryota; Viridiplantae; Streptophyta; Magnoliopsida; Dioscoreales; Dioscoreaceae. Gene Ontology annotation, biological process: protein phosphorylation. The transcript is spliced from 11 exons. The record is from RefSeq and is a predicted model, not a curated record. Bases 47 to 1447 code for a protein of 466 amino acids.